AGAAAUUCAGUUUCAAGAAACUUACAACUUUCACCACAACAAAAGAAAAGGUGUAAGAGGGUGGACCUAACGCAAUUUAAGAAGUAGUUUCCCUUGGGAAUAAGGGUUGCUGUCAGAAUGGAGGCCACCGGCUCUGACAAGGCUAUAAUCCUGAACAAGAAGAAAUGGGAGGAUGCUAUCAAACACUGAAAAUUCCCUGAGGUCAGAGCUGAGUUACCUGAACUUAACACAGACAGACUGAAGAUGGCCAGGAUUUUGGUUGGCAAAGCCAUUGAGAUGAAGAAGAUAUUCUCCAUCCAAGGUCCAUAUCCUGUCAUCAGGGCAGCUCUGAGGGCAAGGGGCUGGAUUGAACGUUGCAUGUAUGGUUCUAAGCAACAGGCCCAGAAGCGUCACAGCAGUGGAACCAGCUCCUUGAAAUAUAACGACACCUUAGAGGAUGCUGAGAAAGAACCAAAUCCAGAUCAACUGCACAGUCUCAUGUCUCGCCUUGUGAAGAAUGAGAUGGUUUAUUUCUAUUGGACCAGAGAUGCAAUCAACCCAAACAGCUUGCAGAAAAACCAAAUCAUCAAUCAUUUCGCUAAUGCAGGCACUUUUACCACUAAAGUGGGGUUGUGUGUGAACUUAAGGAACCUUCACUGGUUUGACACAGCAGACCCAGGCACCUUCUUCCCUCGGUGUUACAGCCUUACAGAGGAGGAUGAAAGGCAGGCCUUCAUUGAGGACUUCAGGCGAACAGCUUGCACCAGUCUUCUGAGGUUAAUUGUGGAGAGAGACCAGGAUCUUCAUAGUAGGAUUAUUUCUCACAAGUUUGCCUCCAGCAUUUGGCAGAAGAAAGAGAUCAACCACUGCUCUGAGCAAUCGCUCCCUUCCCAAAUGAUUUACAGCGCCCUAAAAGUUUGCCAUGAGUACCUGGAAAAGCUGGAGCACAAAGACAUUGAUAAAACUUUUAAAACACCACAGACGCUCACACAGGAUCAGUGGGCAGAGUUUUUAAACAGUUAUUAUCUGGUUGCUCAUGAUGGAGUACAGAUUAAAGGAAGCAAACAUCUGGUCAAUUCUUGUAAGGCCAUGCUGCAGCAACUGGAGAAGGUCAACCCACAGCUGGGCAUCGAUGGCAAACAAAACAUCUGGAUUAUCAAACCUGUGGCAAUGUCCAGGGGCCGAGGCAUAAAAUGUGUAAAACAUCUUGAUCAGAUCCUCAGGCCAGUGGACAAGUAUUCAGCAAUUACCAGCCCCAGUAGGUGGGUGGUGCAGAAGUACAUUGAGCAGCCCUUUCUGGUCCAUGGUACCAAGUUUGAUAUUCGCCAAUGGUUUCUGGUCACUGACUGGAACCCUCUGACUGUGUGGUUCUACAAAAAGUGCUAUUUGCGCUUUUCCACCCAACCUUUCUCUUUAGACACACUGGACAGCUCGGUGCACUUAUGCAAUAACUCCAUCCAGAGGCACUUGAGGCCCUCUCAACAACGGCAUUGGAACAUUCCAGCACACAACAUGUGGUUGGAUGACCAGCUUAAAGCCUUCCUGGCUGAGCAGGGGAAGGAAGCCCUCUGGGAGACUGUUGCUGUCCCAGGAAUGAAGACAAGCAUUAUCCACGCAUUACAGACAGUACAGGAUCAGAUAGGGUCACGCAAAAACACGUUUGAGCUGUAUGGUGCUGAUUUUAUGUUAGAUCUUAGCCUGAACCCAUGGUUAAUAGAAAUCAACACUAGCCCAGCAAUGGCGCCCUCAACCUCUGUGACUGCCCAGCUCUGUGCUGCUGUGCAGGAGGACACAUUACGAGUGGUUCUGGACUGGAGAGUUGAUUGUUCUGCAAACACAGGAGACUUUGAACUCAUAUAUAGGCAGGCAGCAGUAGAUGUCCCUCAGUAUUUGGGAGCCAACCUGAUUGUUGAGGGCUUUGCUGUUAAAAACACUUGCCCUCUUCCUCUACUGAGGCCAUCCAACCAUUCAGCUUCAAAAUCGGGGGGUCCAGGCAAAGUGAAGGAGUCUACAGUGGAGAAACUUCCCCCUUUGCCAAAAGUGGUCCUAAAGAGAGCAGAGAGCAUGACCAAAAGCAGAAAAGCGAUGAUAUGUCCCACUCUUCCUUCUGAAUCAAGUGUGCACAAACCAGUUCAUAACAUCAAAGUUAAAUGCAAAUGAAAG
This is a messenger RNA of Cyprinodon variegatus (sheepshead minnow), 2142 nucleotides long. It is a transcript of the gene ttll3, whose product is annotated as tubulin monoglycylase TTLL3-like. Lineage: Eukaryota; Metazoa; Chordata; Actinopteri; Cyprinodontiformes; Cyprinodontidae. Gene Ontology annotation, cellular component: cilium. The transcript is spliced from 14 exons. The record is from RefSeq and is a predicted model, not a curated record. Gene Ontology annotation, molecular function: protein-glycine ligase activity, initiating. Gene Ontology annotation, biological process: cilium assembly; protein polyglycylation; cilium movement.